Molecule: messenger RNA, 2523 nt
Organism: Aureobasidium pullulans EXF-150
Lineage: Eukaryota; Fungi; Ascomycota; Dothideomycetes; Dothideales; Saccotheciaceae
Product: SPX domain-containing protein
Exons: 4
Coding region: 1-2523 (840 amino acids)
Biological process (GO): monoatomic anion transmembrane transport; phosphate ion transport; polyphosphate metabolic process
Cellular component (GO): membrane
Molecular function (GO): phosphate transmembrane transporter activity
Source: RefSeq, a predicted model, not a curated record
AUGAAGUUCUCGCAUAGCAUCCAGUUCAAUGCCGUGCCCGAGUGGAGCAACAACUACAUCUCGUACAGCAAUCUCAAGAAAUUGAUAUACACCCUCGAGAAGAGGCUUCACCAAGCAAAUACCAUCCCCGAAGAUGUCGAGGCCUCACCACUUCUUGCCGGCGACAAUGAGGACCCAGACAAGGUCUUUUCCCGCGCCCUAGACCACGACCUGGAAAAGAUCAUUUCCUUCUACCAGAACAAGGAGUCGGAUAUCUUUGCCGAAGUCGAGUCACUCCUCAAGGAUGAACAGGAGUUUGAGGAAGAGACACAAGAGCAGGAUGGAGAACACGAGGCUGGCCCGGCUGCAAGGAACGGUACUUUGGCAAAGGCGAGAAAAGCUAGCAUCUUCAAGGGCUUCAGCAUCGGUCGUCGAAGACGCGCCAGUACUUUGAGUGGCCAUCAAGAAGAAGGCGAGAGUGAUGAUGAACGAACCGGUCUCACCAAGUCAAACUCUCGCGACGGCAACCCAUACGACAUGUCGGCAAGCUCCAAUCUGGAUUCUUCGUCGCGUAGACGACCUAGCAGCUCUCACGACUUUGACGACCAAGCCCUCGACGUAUUGUACAACGAAGGCGUGACUCUCAAGAAACGCACCAUCAGUCUAUAUGUCACCUUGUGCGAACUGCGCUCUUUCAUCCAACUCAAUAAGACUGGUUUCGCGAAAGUGUUGAAGAAGUACGACAAAACUCUGGACCGCAAGCUCAAGAGCUCAUACAUCAAGGCCAACGUCGACAAUGCCUAUCCUUUCCAACAGGAUACUACCGAUCGCUUGAAUGUCAACAUCGAGAAGCUCGAGACAGCAUACGCAGAUCUUGUGACCAAGGGCGAUGUCGACCUGGCCAGACGUGAGCUGCGCCUACACUUGCGCGAACACGUCGUCUGGGAGCGCAACACCGUCUGGCGUGAGAUGAUUGGUAUCGAGCGAAAAGCACAAGCCGCCAACAUGGGUCUCGGCCAAACAAUGCUGGGCGGUAUCGAAGACCGCGGCAAGGCACGUUUGCAGGGUGACGAAGAGCUGGAGGCUACCAAGGAGGUUGUCACACCUCUUGGUAAGUACCGAUGCCCACGUUUCCUCCUGUCAAGCACUUUCUAUACUCUGGUGGCUGUGGUUGCCGUCUUCUUCAUCCUGCUAUUCGCACCCAUCAUGGAGUCUCCAGUUGAACAGAACUGCUUGGCGCUUGUCGUCCUUGUAAGUUUGCUCUGGGCCACCGAGGCCAUCCCACUGUUCGUGACUUCGCUGCUCGUCCCCUUCCUUGUUGUGGUCUUGCGCGUCGUCAGAUCCGAAGCCGAGCCUCAUCGUCGUCUCGAAUCCAAGGCAGCAGCAACUUACAUUUUCGGUGCUAUGUGGUCCCCUGUCAUCAUGCUCUUGCUCGGAGGCUUCACGAUUGCUGCUGCAUUGAGUAAGCAUAACAUUGCGAAGAUGAUGGCGACGUUCGUACUUAGUAAGGCUGGCACGAAACCUCGCAACGUGCUCAUCACCAGCAUGUUUGUUGCUAUGUUUGCCAGUAUGUGGAUCAGUAACGUCGCAGCUCCUGUUCUCUGCUUCUCCAUCAUUCAGCCCAUUUUGCGAAACCUGCCGGCCGACUCGGAUAUGUCCAAGGCUCUGCUCUUGGGCAUUGCUCUAUCUUCAAACAUGGGAGGCGCUGCCUCGCCAAUUGCUUCCCCUCAAAACUUGAUUGCCCUUCAGAACAUGACACCAGCACCCGGCUGGGGAGUCUGGUUCUUCAUCUCACUCCCCGUCUGCAUUAUCUCCAUCCUCUUGAUCUGGGGUCUGCUUUUGGUCACAUUCCGUCCAGGUCGCAACACGACAAUCGUGCCCAUUCGCCCUAUGAAGGACAAGUUCACACCUACCCAGUGGUUCAUCAGCUUUGUCACUAUUUUCACCAUCGUGCUCUGGUGCUUCAGCCACCAGCUCGAAUUCAUGUUUGGUGACAUGGGCGUUGUCGCCAUUCUUCCUAUGGUUGUCUUCUUCGGGUUGGGCAUUCUCAACAAGGAGGACUUCAACAACUUCCUCUGGACCAUCAUUAUUCUGGCUGCUGGCGGUUUGGCACUCGGAAAGGCCGUCAACUCGUCUGGGUUGCUGCGUACCAUUGCCGAAUCCAUCACCACUCGCGUCGAAGGUCUCGGCCUUUACAGCGUGCUGGUUGUGUUUGCUGCCUUGAUCGGUGUCGUAGCUACCUUUAUCUCCCACACAGUCGCUGCCUUGAUUGUGUUGCCCUUGGUUCAGCAGGUUGGUGAGGGCAUGAGCGAUCCACACCCCAACCUUCUUGUUAUGGGAAGCGUUCUCAUGGCUUCCGCUGCUAUGGGUCUUCCCACUUCUGGGUUCCCCAACAUGACUGCAAUCAUGAUGGAAGAGCCCAACACUGGCAGACGUUACCUCCAGGUUAAGCACUUCAUCACGCGUGGUGUACCCGCCUCAAUCAUGGCCUACGUCGUAAUCAUCACGGUUGGUUAUGGCUUGAUGUUGGCUGCUGGUAUGUAG